AUGUUGAAGCAAAAGAUUAAGGCUGGUGCAAUUAAGAUCAAGAGAUAUGAUGAGAGAUGCCAACAGUUUAAACAAAAUCAACAGUUUCAGACUAACCAGAAACUUUUCUAUGAGACUCUGGAUGGAAAGAAUAGAGGAGGGAAAGAACAACUUGACCCAAUUGAAGCAACUACUUUCUGGAGAAAGAUAUGGUCAAAAGAGGUCUUUCACAAUGAGCAGGCUUCUUGGCUAGAGCAAGUUGAGCAGAAGUUCAGCGCAAUAGAGGUGCAAGAAGAUAUCAACAUCACCAUGGAGGAUAUUAGAACGGGAGUGAGUAAGAUGGCAAAUUGGAAGGCAGCUGGCCCUGACUUAGUCCAGGGCUACUGGUUUAAGAAGCCACCAGGAUUACACCCUAGAUUGCAACUACACCUGCAAGACUGUGUGCGUGAAGGAAAUGUGCCAGAGUGGGUGGUCAAAGGAAGGACAGUGCUCAUUCAGAAAGACCCAACGAAGGGCACCCAAGCUAACAACUACCGUCCUAUCGCCUGCCUACCCAUAAUGUGGAAGCUACUGACUGGAAUCAUGGGUGAGAAACUGUACCAGCACCUGGAGGGGAAUGGACUACUAGCAGAUGAGCAAAAAGGUUGCAGGAAAGGAUCGAGAGGAACGAAAGAUCAGUUGCUUGUAGACAAGGCAAUCCUAAAGAACUGCUGGAGAAGGUUGACGAACUUGUCAUUGGCUUGGAUAGACUAA
This is a messenger RNA of Penaeus monodon (black tiger shrimp), 732 nucleotides long. RefSeq lists its product as uncharacterized. The record is from RefSeq and is a predicted model, not a curated record. Lineage: Eukaryota; Metazoa; Arthropoda; Malacostraca; Decapoda; Penaeidae. Bases 1 to 732 code for a protein of 243 amino acids. The transcript has a single exon.